Molecule: messenger RNA, 1305 nt
Organism: Aspergillus sclerotioniger CBS 115572
Lineage: Eukaryota; Fungi; Ascomycota; Eurotiomycetes; Eurotiales; Aspergillaceae
Product: CMGC protein kinase
Exons: 5
Coding region: 1-1305 (434 amino acids)
Biological process (GO): spliceosomal complex assembly; protein phosphorylation; regulation of mRNA processing
Molecular function (GO): ATP binding; protein kinase activity
Source: RefSeq, a predicted model, not a curated record
AUGCCAGGGAGUAUGGCCAAACUUCCUUUUCGACCACAGCUCCGCACAUUUUCUCUUCUGUACAAGCCUCGCACAACCUUUCGAGGGGUGAGCUUGGAACUCCCGUCCGACACUCCCAUCGAAGAAGAAGUCAUCCCUGGCUAUGACCCAAGGUCGUAUUUCCCCGUAGAACCGGGCUACGUCUUCAAUCAACGAUUCGAAGCAUUAUCCAAGCUAGGUUGGGGGAGCGGCUCCACGGUCUGGCUUGUCCGUGAUCUUCAUCGCUGGAGGUUUCAAUCCGAACGUUAUUUGACCUUGAAGGUCGGGAAUUGCGACUUCAAAGACAAAGAGGCGGCAUCGCAUGAGGCCCGGAUUGAGGACCAUAUUGCCCAUGCCAAUCCUCAUCACGAUGGUUGCAACUACGUCCGAACCUGGACGGAGAGAUUCGAGGAACAAAGCGCACAUGGUACGCAUAUCUUCUUAGCUUAUGAGCCGAUGCGAGAGCCACUGGGCCUGUUCCAAAACCGCUGCCGAAACCAGCGUCUUCCUCUGGGCCUCCUCAAGGGUUACGUAAAGCUUCUUCUGAAGGGUUUAGAUUAUCUACACUCGGAAUGUAAUGUUAUUCAUACAGAUUUGAAAGUAGAUAAUAUGCUAGUAACAUUUGAGAAUUCUAGCGUACUGCAGGAUUUCGUGCAGGCUCAGCCGUCCAAUCCAAUGCCACGAAAAGUCAAGAAUAGGCGCACCAUAUACUUGUCCCACAAUGACUUUGGACCUCUGAGGUCUUUUUACAUACUGCCCAAAAUCACUGACUUUGGGCUCGCACACCACCAAGGAACUUCCUCGGUGCUGAAUAGACAUCCAAUUCAACCUGAUGAAUACCGGGCCCCGGAAGUCAUCCUCGGUGCUGGCUGGACAUAUAGUGCUGAUAUAUGGAACCUGGGGCUCCUUUCCCCUGCUGCACAUCUCGCGGAGAUGAUCGCAUUACUUGGCCCACCGCCUGCAGAGCUGAAGCGUCGAGAAAGGGACGGUCUCAACUGGAACUGGGCUCCAGCUGUUCACAAUGAUGAGGGCAAGCUUUGUUCGACUGCGUCAGACUGGUUUGGGGGUCCGUUCUUCGAUGAGAAUGGGGAAUUCAUGCAUAAUCACUUGAUCCCACACACAUUGAAAAUUGAGGAUACAGUCAAAGCACUGGAUGGAGAGCAAAAGGAUCAGUUCCUGUCGUUUGCGAGAAAAAUGCUUCAGUGGCUUCCCGAUGACAGGAAGACAGCAAAAGGACUGAUUGAGGAUCCAUGGCUGAGUGAUGAUUCGAUCCGACGUGGUGUUUAA